AUGAGGGAGAAAGGAGAACAUAUGACGCCUGUCCUUCUCAAAGCUGGCAUCCCUUUGGCUCUCACCUUGGCUGGUUUUCUCUUCUCCAUUGUCAUCAGAAGAAAAGCCCAAUCACCUCAACAACACCGAAUGAAUGGUCUCGAUGACAUCCUUCAUGGUGAGGAGUUCAAGGAUGAAGACACACCGGACAGCCCCAAUUCGACCUCUUUAUAUGGUGAAGAAGAAGUCGAAGAAGAUCACCACCUUCUACAAACUCAAGGUUCAGAUUCUUUGAAAAUCUCACAGACUCAAUUUCAAGAUGAAGCUGGGGAGGAGGAAAUCAGACGAGUCGUUGGCAAAGACAGAUCUGACUUGGAGGAAGAGAUCGAUGGCCUUAAGAACCAGGUCAGUGCUCUUCAAGAUAGGGAAGGAGAGCUCGAGGCACGUUUCCUUCAUUACUGUAGCCUGCAAGAGUAUGGUUCAGCUCUUAAAGAGCUCCAAAACGCAUUGGAAUUGGAGAUGGCCCAGAUCGAAUUCUUGGGUAUGAAGGUCGAGGCCAUGGGAGCAGAAAACCAGAGGCUCGAGGCUAUGCUAGCUGAAUACCCAAGAGUCAUGGAGGCGCUUGUGUCAGCAAAAUUGGAGGUGGAGUCGCUUCAGGGAAGGACGAAGAAGCUUUCAAAGAGGAAUAGGGAAGGCGCGCAUGUUCUGCACCGGUACGCUUCGGUUCUGAAAGCAAGAGAAGCAGAGAUUUCAAGCAAGAAUGAAGAGUUGCAGUGGAGGGAAGGAGAGAUAAGGGAGUUGGAGGAUGUAAUUUCAGAGCUAAGAAGAACCGUCGAUCGGUUAGAAGAGGAGAAGAAAGGGCUGAUGGAGAAAUUAGAGUUGGGAGAAAACUUAGCUUCAUCAACCUCAAAGAAUCAAGGAGAAGAGACAAUGACAGAGGAUCGCAACCACCAACUGAGACUUGAAUACCAAGAACUGUUAUCUCAACUAGAACAGCUUCACAAAGAGCAAGCUGGUGAGGCUGACGAAUUGAUAUAUUUACGUUGGAUUAAUGGGUGCUUACGACAUGAGCUUACAAAACAUCAAGAAGAAAAACAAGAGCACGAGGAAACGGGAAAACAACCUGGAAUGGAAUUUGCCGGAAACGAUGAAAAAGGACAGUGUGACAUGGGAUACAAUUCCGAUGGUUUGCCAAUAGGCACAGAGCAUGUAGAGCCCCGCACGGAUGUUGCAGCUACCGGGCAUGCUGGUUCAAGUAAGCGAGUGUUCCUGCACAAGCUGAAAAGAUGGGUGAAAGGGAAAGAAAGGCGGAGAAGUACAUGUGACGAGGAGCAUCAAGAGAAGUGCUCUGGAGUGUGUUCUGCUUUGCAUGGGGACAUGGAAGAUAUGAACUCCUGUUCUCCUGCGAAACCAUGUAUUGGUGUUGGCAGGGAUUCUGCUACCUGAAAUUCCAUCACACCAGAUUGUAAUAUAUGAUGCUACUGAAAUUACUUGAUUUGUACUUGAUACUAUAGUUAUAGGAUUUGCUAAUGGAAAGCCCCUCAACGUA
Messenger RNA from Magnolia sinica, 1528 nucleotides. Its product is annotated as protein CHUP1, chloroplastic-like. Gene Ontology annotation, cellular component: chloroplast outer membrane. The record is from RefSeq and is a predicted model, not a curated record. Gene Ontology annotation, biological process: chloroplast organization. The coding region runs from base 1 to 1425 and encodes 474 amino acids. Lineage: Eukaryota; Viridiplantae; Streptophyta; Magnoliopsida; Magnoliales; Magnoliaceae. The transcript is spliced from 2 exons.